This is a messenger RNA of Megachile rotundata (alfalfa leafcutting bee), 891 nucleotides long. RefSeq lists its product as uncharacterized. The record is from RefSeq and is a predicted model, not a curated record. Lineage: Eukaryota; Metazoa; Arthropoda; Insecta; Hymenoptera; Megachilidae.
ACGCCAUGUUCAUUUGUCAACGGACGUCAAGGUGUGAUCAUCGGAGAGAACGAAAGUUGCUUCGAAGAAGUAUGAAGAUAUUGAGUGCUUCUAUCGAAUCGUCGUACAGUUUAUGUGUAUAUAAAACUAUUUAACGAUAUGGCGUCCUCGGAAUUACGGAAACGUAAAUUGGAAGAAUACGAAAUGCAGCUGUUUAACUUUCAUUCAAGAGCCGUGUAUGCUACUUUGAAAAAUAUUGUACAUGAAAGAAUUCAUUCCACAAUUAGUAAAAUGUGUGAAACAAUUAAAGAAGUAUACAAGUUAGAUUCUGAGAAUGUAGCAAUUCUUAAGAAAAAUCAGAAGCAACUAGAAAAAUUAUAUUAUGAAGCAAUAGUGUUGCAUUUAAAAAAUAUUGAGACUAUUGUAAAUAAGUAUAUUGCUGUACCAAGUAAUGUUCUGUUGGAAGAAGACAAGUAUCAAAAAACACAAUACAGUGAAACAGAAUUUCAAAAUAUGAAACAAAAUUUAGAAGACCUACAACAGAGAGCAAAAAGAGGUACUAUUUUAAAUGCUGCAUUGAAAGAAGAAAUGCAAAUCCUUGAGCAAGUCCCAAUAUCUAAAGAUAGUGUAAAUAAAAUGUGUAAUAUUAUUGAUAUUGAUCUCAAAUGUUUAGAUACAUGUAACAAAAUGUAUCAAUUAGUGGAUGAUUAUAAACGAUUUUCCACGGGCCUCUUUACAGGACCAGUUGUUGACAAAACAAAGUACAAUGCAGUAAGGAAUCUGAAGUGCAAAGAUUUCAAUGUAAAUGACUUAUAAAUUAAAUUAUAUUAAAGAUUAUUAUUUGUUUAAGGGACAGUAUUCCUGUAUUCUAUGAAUACUGAAUGAUAUUUGUAUAUUUUAUACUUUUAUUAA